CUCAUAAACAGCACAGGUGUAUACUUUAUUAGAAGCUAUGUGCAAUUGCCAAAAGAAGUUGUUUUGUUACAAUGAGUUUCUGUGUCUCUUAUAUUGCAGCAAGUGGAAGUUGAUGGACAGCAAUGUAUGUUGGAAAUUCUGGAUACUGCCGGAACGGAACAAUUCACAGCCAUGAGGGACCUAUACAUGAAGAACGGCCAGGGCUUUGCACUAGUAUACUCCAUAACAGCACAGUCCACCUUCAAUGACCUGCAGGACCUGAGAGAACAGAUUCUGAGGGUCAAAGACACGGAUGACGUGCCGAUGAUCCUGGUGGGUAAUAAAUGCGAUCUGGAAGACGAGAGGGUGGUCGGGAAAGAACAGGGCCAGAAUCUGGCCCGCCAGUGGAACAGCUGUGCUUUCCUGGAGUCUUCUGCAAAGUCCAAGAUUAACGUCAAUGAGAUCUUCUAUGACCUGGUCCGGCAAAUCAACAGGAAAACUCCAGUACCCGGAAAGGCACGCAAAAAGUCCACCUGCCAACUGCUCUAAUAUACAGCUGUUCUUUUGCUCUGAGCCAGGUCUGAUUUGCUGCUGUGUCUUCAGCAGUGCCAGCAUUCCGACGUUACUAAAACCUAACAUCGAAUGGACUUUCCUGUGUGGUGAUGCCCCUUUAACAAACAAACAAACCAACCAACCAACCAAUGGAAUCAAGGCUACAGUAUCAUGUCAGUUUUUUGCACAUAGAUAACCGUCAUCACUUUCCAAUGUCGCGCGCAAGAGAUUUUUACAUAUAAUUAUAUAAAUAUAUAUUCUAACUGUAUGCAACUGAAUAAAACAAAUUAAACGAGUAAAUGAAUAAAGACCUAGAAGAAAUGAAUUUUAAAAUAUACAGAGCCUACACGCAGUGUUAUUGCUAACGGAAACAGCCGCCGUUGUAAAUGUAAGGAGGGAAUGUCUAACCAGGCUGUGCACGUUGCCAUAGCAAUUACAAUGAUAUUUAUAAGCACCACUAUUUUAGCCAGAGAGGAGAGGAAGUCCAAAGAGCUCUAUAUAAACCAUUCUUACAGCUAACUUUCACUCCUUGAUUUCUUUGCAUAAUUAUGUUGAAAUAUUAUUAUUGUUUUUUUUUGUCUGUUUUUGUAACUUUUAUUCUAAACAUGUUUUUCAUUUCUCUCCUGCAUUUUUUUUUUCUCUUUUAUAAAAUUACUAGAUUUUUGCUCUAUGGAGAUGUUAUAUUCGCGACAGCUAUUGAUACUGUUUGAGUUUUAGGAAAAACAACCUGUGGAUACAGUGAUGUACAUGUAAAAAGUAAAAAAAUAUAAUUUUUCUGUUACUAUCAUAUUGUCCUUGGCCUCAGAUGUUGCCUUCGAAUAUGCGUUAAGACCUUUCCUUGCCUCUUUUCUUUAUUUUCCCAUCAAAAAUCAUUUCCACCAUCUUAGAAUCCAGGUUUCUUUAUUUUCUUUAUUGGGUUUCUACAGCAGGCUUUUUCAAAAGAGGGGGUGUUAUAAAAAGGGACUUUGACAAUUUAGUUACUCUAUAUAUCUAUCCAGUACUCUUGUUUUGGGUGGUCUUAUAGUAAAGAGUCAAAUCCCUCUUUAAAAAAAAAACAAUCCUAUAUACUGUAGGUGGUAUAUAUUAAAAAAAGGGUUUUAUUACAAAAAUAAACUUUUCAGUGAUGUCACUCCAGUCACUAGUUUGUAUACGCAGUCCCCCUCCACCUGCUUGCUGAUGCAUCUGGUUUAAACUAAGGAUAUGAAAACCAAAUAUUGGAACCUGUGAGUAAAGACAGAAGGUGUCUGUUAGUGACUGUUUCAACUUUGUAAUAAUUUGGCCUGUAUUUGUCUUUGUACCUGUUGGGGUUAACUGAAUGUGGGGGUGUGAAAACUUUGUCUUAAGCUAAAAGGAAAUGGUUUUAAGAAAAUAAAAAGUGCACACAAAGUGCAAUCAGAAAAGGGUAUUUGAAAAAGGCCUGAAUGUGGUCUGUAAAGCGGUUGCGUGGAAACGUACUUGCACUGUCUCUUUAAACAUCAAACAACUCUUUACUGGGUCCAGCAUGCAGUGUGUUCACAACGAAUGCUUUGAGGAUUUGCACUGUGUAAUGAACACAACUCCUUUAGUGUCCAACCAGCAGUGGACACGGAUAUACACAAGUUCGGAUUAUUACAUGCAAAUGCCUUUUUGAGCUUAAAACGGAAAUAAAUGUAUAAAAAAAGUACUUGAUGAUAUACGGACCUUGGUGUGAGACAGACGCACAGUAUUUCAAAUACAUCAUAUGAUUUUGAUGGGUGGGGGUGGCAUGGGAGGGAAGAGUGGGUGUGGCCAAAUGUCAACUUAAAAGCCUUAAUUAAAGUGGUGCAAUUUUGUAUAACCGAGCAUAUGUAGUUUAAUAAAUUGGAUUGCCAUGCAAGGGCUCAUGAAGCCAGUUUUUGCCACUUGAAUGUUUUGUGUAGAUUGUUUCAGCAUUUUCUGUCAGUCAAUAAAAAAGAUAAAGUUUAAUUUACUCUCUACCACGACACAUUUGAUUUAAAAUUGUUAUUAUUAUUAUCUGAUAAGUGUUGACUAACAAAAUAAAACAAAUUCAAAUUGA
This is a messenger RNA of Paramisgurnus dabryanus, 2566 nucleotides long. The record is from RefSeq and is a predicted model, not a curated record. Lineage: Eukaryota; Metazoa; Chordata; Actinopteri; Cypriniformes; Cobitidae.